Echinococcus granulosus is the source of this 402-nucleotide messenger RNA. Its product is annotated as RalBP1-associated Eps domain-containing protein. NCBI's taxonomy places the organism in Eukaryota, Metazoa, Platyhelminthes, Cestoda, Cyclophyllidea, Taeniidae. The coding region runs from base 1 to 402 and encodes 133 amino acids. The record is from RefSeq and is a predicted model, not a curated record. The transcript is spliced from 2 exons. Gene Ontology annotation, cellular component: plasma membrane; cytoplasm. Gene Ontology annotation, biological process: endosomal transport; endocytosis. Gene Ontology annotation, molecular function: protein binding; calcium ion binding.
AUGCAUUCACAGGCCGUGGAACAGUCGGAUCCAUGGGCCAUGACUCCCGAUCAGAGGGCCUACUACCUGGCCCAAUUCUUUCGUCUUCAACCCGAUCCCAGUGGUCGUCUUAGUGGCCAAGCAGCAAAAUCCUUCUUCGAACUUUCCAAACUGCCUGUCAAUGUUCUCUCUCAAAUAUGGGAGCUCUCGGACGUCGAUACAGACGGUCAGCUGAACUUGAGUGAGUUCUCCGUGGCGAUGCAUCUGGUGGUACUGCAUCGCAACGGUGUAAUGUUGCCCACUCAAUUGCCUGAGAGUCUGCUACUCGUUGCUACCUCCAGUACCCUUUCCGCUCCUCCUCCUCCACCGCCGCCGCCUUUACCUCUACAGCCAUCGCCGCCUACUCCUAACGCUUCCGUGUAA